AUGGUGACGCCUGGGGAGUGGUGGUCGGAGACGCUGAUGAGGCGAUCUGAGGAGGCCAUAUUAGUGGAGAAAAUUAGGAUUGAGCAGCAACGAUUGGGAGUGGCUGAGAGUGAUUGGGUUGGAAAUGAAAGAGAAAGGCAAGAAGAAGAGGAGGAGGAGGAAGGAGAAGCAGCAGCUAAGGAGGAGAUGGAGAAGGAAAGAGAGGACUUGACACUUGGCUUGGAUACUAAAAGCUCUAGGAGUCUUGAGCUACACUCGAACUAUGGUGCCUGCAACAACAUGCACUCUACAACUGCAGAAACCGUCGAGGAAGAUAGCUCAUCACCUGAUGCGAUGAUAGAUCGGAUGGAGCAGUUCACCUCCAUCAUGCAGCAAAAGUUUUUGUCAGGGGAGGAUCAUCAGCAUCUGGACUACUCUAAAAUUGACCAUGACGAGACCUUUGACGAUCAUUGGAUGAAAGAAGUAAUCAUGAUGCUGAAGAAAAAUACUUUGAUGAUGUCUGAGAAGAACAGCUGCUACACCUGUCUGGUGUCAUAUUUUCCUGUCUGGUGUCAUAUUUUCCUUAUAUUUUCAUUUUAUCAAGUCUGUAGAAUUCACUUGUUGUAUUUAUUUAGUUCUUGUUUGUUUUCAUAUCAUAUUAAACCUUUCUUGAUUGAUCUGAUCUGA
Fraxinus pennsylvanica is the source of this 666-nucleotide messenger RNA. NCBI's taxonomy places the organism in Eukaryota, Viridiplantae, Streptophyta, Magnoliopsida, Lamiales, Oleaceae. The record is from the annotation of a GenBank genome assembly.